AUGGCUCUUCACACACAUUUCAUCUCUAUCUCUUUCACUGUUUUGUUAGUCUCCUUGUUCCUCCCAAGUCCUCAGUCUUCUAAUGUCUUUGCAAGUCCUGCAACAUUGAAUUAUACAGAUAAUGAUUUUCUUGAAUUCCCUUUAAAUUUGGAGUUUUUGGAAGCCGAGUUCUUUUUAUAUGGUGCAUUGGGCUUUGGGCUCGAUGCUAUUGAUCCAAAAUUGGCCCAAGGAGGCCCAUUACCAAGUGGUGCAAAAUUAGCCAACCUUGAUCCUCUUACAAAGGAUAUUAUCUUGCAAUUUGGCUAUCAAGAAGUUGGGCAUUUAAGGGCGAUCUUGAGCAAAGUGAAAGGGUUCCCAAGGCCAUUAUUGAAUUUGAGCAGCGAAGCAUUUGCCACAAUAAUGGACAAUGCUUUUGGAAAACCAUUGAACCCACCUUUUGAUCCUUAUGCCAAUUCUAUAAAUUACUUGCUUGCCUCUUACGUUAUUCCUUAUGUUGGUCUCACUGGCUAUGUUGGAGCCAUGCAUUUGCUCCAGACUGAAACUGCCAAGGAGCUUGUGGCAGGACUUUUGGGAGUAGAGUCAGGGCAAGAUGCAGUAAUUAGGACAUUGCUAUAUGAGCAUAAAGAUGAACUUGUGCAUCCAUAUGAAGUGAGUGUGGCAGAGUUUACAAAUCGCAUCUCUAUUCUUCGAGACAAGUUAGGGAAAACUGGUAUCAAAGAUGAGGGACUUGUUGUAGCAAAUGACAUAGGUGCAGAGGGAAAGAUUUCUGGCAACAUCCUAGCUGGUGAUAAGUACUCUGUUGCUUAUCCCAGACAACCUCAAGAGGUUUUAAGGAUUGUGUAUGGCAGUGGUGAUGAGCAUGUUCCUGGUGGUUUUCAUCCUAAAGGAGGUGAUGGUCGCAUUGCCAGAUCUUUCUUGCCCAAGAAAAUAUAG
Messenger RNA from Prosopis cineraria, 933 nucleotides. RefSeq names its product ferritin-like catalase Nec2. The record is from RefSeq and is a predicted model, not a curated record. NCBI's taxonomy places the organism in Eukaryota, Viridiplantae, Streptophyta, Magnoliopsida, Fabales, Fabaceae. Bases 1 to 933 code for a protein of 310 amino acids. The transcript is spliced from 3 exons.